AGCGUCAUCGACGGUCGCCACGCUCGGUAUAACCUUCCACUCCAUCUCCCACCAACGUACGACAUGCCUUUACCAUGGUAAACCCACAGGCAACUUCGGCGUCGAAUAAAGUUGUCAGGAAGGGCAAGAGAAAGGCUCCGCAAGACGACUCCGUUGCAGAAGAAGCCUCAACUCAGAGUGUUCCCGCUCCAGGAACGCCCUCAAGCAUCACUUCUACUGUCCCCACCAAGGCUCAUGACGGGGGCAAAAAACCGCGCCGAACCACCAAGCCCAAGGCAGAUGGAUCGAAGCCAGCAAAGCUUCGUCGCAAUGCCUCUUCCGCAGUUGUUGAGGCCACCGUACCGUGGCCGGCGCACUUUACGAAGCUGGCGCAAACGCAGAAAGCCUUGAACUUGGUGUACACCUUUUGCUGUACGCGGAAACAUUUCGCUACAACACUGGAUAACAUCAAAAGUGCCGUCGAAGGACACAUAAAGCGCGAGCUGCUGGUAGACGACAUUGCCCAAAUCAAGGCGCUGGUACCACGGGCGAUCCACUUUGAGUAUGUGGAUGAGGCUAUGCUGCAGGUCAACCUCAUGGGCUCGGAAGACAAUAUAGCUGGGAAAAGAGCAAGGGAAAGAGAAUUCGUCGUCGAAGAGGCCGCAGCACUUGCGGAACCCGAGCAUAAAGAGGUACUUUUGUUCGAGUAUGUCGAUGGCGACUUGAAACGGCAGGUCCAGCACUCUAAAACUGGAGAGCCAACCAAGGCCACAAAAAAGCUCAGACAAGAAGACGUCAAGAUGCCCGUCUUCAGCCAGAAACAGAUGAUGGGCUUGAUCGAAAAGCGCAAUACCAAGUUCACGUCGGCAGUGAACCAAUUCUUGAACGACUGUGCAGAGUUAGAAGUUGAUUCCGUGCAGAAACUUCAGGACGAGUCUGUUGCUUAUAUUCCUUUGCCCUCAGAAAGCCGCAGCACCACGCCGGCUCCGAAUCAGGCCAAGCUACCUCCCACAAUUCCAACAGAACGUCAAUCGAUCCCAGAGAUUGUUGAGGAGAUUAAAUCUCUCGAAUGGUAUACGGGACAGAUUGUUCCCGACGGCCACAGGGUCUUUGAUCCACAGCAGCCUAUCUAUGGAGACCUGAAUUUUGAGCUCUCGCAGAGCUUGGUAAAUGCUCUCUACAACACCCGUAACAUCACACAGCUCUAUGCACAUCAGGCCGAGGCUAUAAACAACUUACAUGCAGGUCACAACGUUAUCGUGUCGACGUCUACCAGCUCAGGCAAGUCCCUUAUUUAUCAGAUACCUGUCCUCCAUGAAUUGGAAAAGGACCCCAACACUCGAGCCAUGUACAUCUUUCCUACUAAGGCCCUAGCACAAGACCAACGACGAAGCCUCAAGGAGUUGCUGCGGUUCAUGGAAGGUCUCGAAGAUCUGGUUGUGGAGACUUUCGAUGGCGACACUGCAAUGUCAGAUCGCAGAUAUAUCCGGGACGAAGGUCGGAUCAUUUUCACUAAUCCUGAUAUGCUCCACAUCACGAUUCUUCCUCAAGAGGAGGCAUGGCGAACCUUUUUGCAGAACCUCAAGUUCGUUGUCGUGGAUGAGCUCCACGUUUACAACGGUCUCUUUGGUUCGCAUGUCGCCAUGAUUAUGAGGAGACUACGAAGGGUAUGUGCGGCGGUAGGCAACCGACAUGUCAAGUUCAUAUCGUGCUCUGCUACUGUCGCCAAUCCGGAAGAGCAUAUGAAGACGAUAUUCGGCGUCGACGAGGUCAAGCUCACCGACUUUGACGGGUCACCCUCCGGGAGAAAGGAGUUUCUUUGCUGGAAUACACCUUUUAGGGAUCCUGGGGACCCAACUUCCGGCAGAGGCGACAGUAUGGCCGAAUCUGCUAAAUUGUUCUGCCAACUCAUCUUGCGAGGUGUUCGGGUCAUUGCGUUUUGCCGCGUUCGGAAGCAAUGCGAAGCUCUGCUGGGUGCUGUAAAGACGGAAUUAACCAGUCUGGAAAGACCAGAGGUCAUGGCAAGAGUGAUGGCUUACCGUGGUGGUUACACACCGCAAGAUCGGAGGCUGAUCGAAAAAGAAAUGUUUGAUGGAAAGCUCGUGGGGAUCGUCGCCACCAAUGCCUUGGAACUAGGUGUUGACAUCGGAUCACUGGAUGCGGUACUUACGAUUGGGUUCCCCUAUACAAUCGCCAACCUUCGGCAGCAGAGUGGUCGUGCUGGACGCCGCAACAAGGACUCGUUGUCCGUGUUGGUUGGCGACAGCUUUCCGACAGACCAGUAUUAUAUGCAGAACCCGGACGAAAUCUUCACCAAGCCGAAUUGCGAGCUCCAGGUCGAUCUUGAGAACAUGUUGUGUUUGGAAGGACAUAUCCAAUGCGCAGCCCACGAGAUGCCCAUCCGUCCUGAAGAAGAUUCGAAAUAUUUCGGUUCGCUCCUGUCUCAAGUCGUCGUAGACCGUCUACGUAAAGAUAACUACGGUUUCUAUCACUGCAACGAGCGCUUUCUCCCUUACCCAUCCAAACACGUAGCCAUUCGCGACACAGAAGAGGACCACUUCGCCAUCAUCGACACGACCAACAAUCGCAACAUAGUGCUCGAGGAGAUAGAAGCCAGCCGGGCCUUCUUCACCAUCUACGAAGGCGGCAUCUUCCUACACCAGGGCGACACAUACCUCGUCAAGGAAUUCUCGCAGGAGCGCAUGCUCGCCAGAGUGGAGCGGGUCAAAGUCGACUGGACGACGCAGCAGCGAGACUUCACGGACGUGGACCCGAUCGAAACGGAAGCCAUCCGACGGAUACCGCAGUCACGGUCGCGCGCCUUCUUCGGCCCCAUCCGCAUCACGCAAGUCGUCUUCGGGUUCUUCAAAGUCGACAAGCGGCGGCGCAUCCUCGACGCCGUGCAAGUCGACAACCCGCCCAUCGUGCUGCACUCGAAGGGCAUGUGGCUGGACGUGCCCAAGCGCGCCCUCGACAUCCUCGCCUCCCGCCGCCUGCACAUCGCCGCCGCCAUCCACGCGGCCGAACACGCCGUGCUGGCGCUGCUGCCCAGCCUCGUCAUCAGCACCCCCGGCGACGUGCGCACCGAGUGCAAGAACCCGCUCAAAGAGUUAGUCGCGCGCGAAACGGCACGGAAACGCCCCGCCCGCCUCACGUUCUACGAUGCUCGUGGCGGCGCGCAGGGCGCUGGCAUCUCCGCCCGCGCCUUCGAGUUCGCAGAUACGUUGCUGGCGCGGGCGUGUGCGCGCGUGCAGGCGUGCGCUUGCGCUGAUGGCUGCCUCGAGUGCUGCUGCGAUGAGCACUGCAAGGAGGCGAAUGUCGUGGUGAGUAAAGCCGGGGCGGGGGUGGUUCUGAUGGCGCUGUUGGGCCGGGCGGACGAGAUUGAUGUUGAGGCGUUACCGUGGGGCGAGGAGGAGCGCGUUAUGGGUGGUGUGGAGACGAUUGUUAUGGCUGAGGAGGUGCGGCCGAGGGCGGGGGUUAAGAUUGAGGAGGUGGGUGUGAAGAGGGAGGGGGAGGGGGAGGGGGAGGAGGAGGGUGGUGUUGUGGAUGUUGAUGGGGAUGGGAGAGCGGAGGAGACAGUGGAGGUGCUGGUUAAAGAGGAGCCGAGAGAGGAGGGGGCGGAGGUCUAG
Molecule: messenger RNA, 3608 nt
Organism: Aplosporella prunicola CBS 121167
Lineage: Eukaryota; Fungi; Ascomycota; Dothideomycetes; Botryosphaeriales; Aplosporellaceae
Exons: 1
Coding region: 75-3608 (1177 amino acids)
Molecular function (GO): ATP binding; nucleic acid binding
Source: RefSeq, a predicted model, not a curated record